Molecule: messenger RNA, 378 nt
Organism: Rhagoletis pomonella (apple maggot)
Lineage: Eukaryota; Metazoa; Arthropoda; Insecta; Diptera; Tephritidae
Exons: 2
Coding region: 4-321 (105 amino acids)
Source: RefSeq, a predicted model, not a curated record
UCCAUGAGUGUGGAAGACAAUGAAGGUGAAGGAUUUAAUUUACUAGCUGAUAACAAAAACUCAUACUAUCCCAACCAAAAGGACAUGAAUGAUUUGAUCAGAGAUCUUGGUCUAACCAAGUCCGAUGCUGAACUUUUGACGUCCAGACUGAUGCAGUGGAAUUUGCUGGAUCCUAGUGUUAAAGUCACAUGUCAGAGGAAGCGUCACGAACGAUACCAAGGACAAUACAAUGAGAACAUGAUGGGAGAUUACAUUUGGGGAUUGAUUAGAGAAAGUGACUCGCAGUUUAAACGCAAAUGUCGAAAAACCACCCGCUUCUGAUUUACUUUUAUGUUUUUGGUUUUCUGAAGUUUUAAUAAAAUUUAGUUUUGAUUUAUA